CAUUACGCACAGGUAGAGAGAAGGGGUAGUACGGCACAGCCAGCUGGGGAUAGUUUACCUCUGAUAAGUGUUCUCUGUGUGGGCACACUGUGGAUAUUGCAUCCUCCCUGUAAUUGUAUGGCUACCACCACUCUGUUAACAAUGAGUACAGGGAUGAGUCCAGGGCAGGAGGAGCUGUUUUACACCCUGCUCAAGCCUGCGCUGACUGGGGAAAACCUGGAGAGAGACUCGACUCUGUUCGUGGGAGAGGAUAUGAAGAACUCUGCUGCCAAGAUUUUAACACAUGAAUUCAGCCAGACAAGAUUGGAAAUGGAAAAGUAUCUGACGCCACAGCCUCAGCCUUCACCAGUCCCCACUAUUCAAGAACAGAAGAAAUUCCGCAGAGACAGUGCUUCAGGGAUAGACCAGUUCUUUAAUGAGGAUGAAGGGUUACCUUAUAGCAUCAACAUGAACGUCUUCCUACCUGACUUCACACAUCUGCGGACUGGUUUGUUCAAACCCCAGAGACCGGCCAUGACCCAAAUAAAGACCGAACCUGUCGGCUCUUACAGCCAGCAGAAUGGUCCCACUAACAUGGCACAGACCCUCCCCGAAUUCACAAGUGUGUUCAACACUUCCCAGGGAACUCGUGUCAAUGGCAUCUAUAUUAAACAAGAGAUGCCUUCUCCAGAAAUUCCUCAGCAGGGUCACUUGUUUCAUAGUAAUGCCCACCUGCCUUCUGCGAUGUCUGAUUUGAAUGAUCUUCAUUUAGCCAGCCAACAGACUCCCGUAAAACAAUUUCACUGCAUGCCUGAUGACACCUUUACAGUUCCAACGCACUUUCUUCAUCAACAGCAACAUCAGAUAAAACAGCAUCAUGCAUCCUAUUUCCCCCCCUCCCCUCCAAGCUCGGAGCCAGGCAGCCCCGACAGGCAGACAGCAUUGUUACAGAAUUUCUCUCCUCCUCCUUCCUACGCUGCAAGCAUCGCUUCCAAGCUGGGGGUCCAGAAUCCCAAUGUCUCUCCAGCAAUGCAAAUAACCCCGCAGUCCAUGCCAGUCCGGUUUAACCGCAGGACCAACCCAGACUUGGAAAAGAGGCGCAUCCAUCAUUGUGACUUCCAAGGUUGCACAAAGGUGUACACUAAGUCUUCUCACUUAAAAGCCCACUUGAGAACUCAUACUGGUGAAAAGCCAUAUAAAUGCCUGUGGGAAGGCUGUGACUGGCGGUUUGCCCGCUCCGAUGAGCUCACACGUCACUUCAGGAAACACACCGGGGCAAAGCCAUUCCAGUGUGCAGUGUGCAGCCGCAGCUUCUCCCGCUCCGACCACCUGGCUCUGCACAUGAAGAGGCACCAGAAUUAGACUCCCUGAGGACGGGCAACUCGGAUUGUCCAGUGUUUGUUACCAAUAUAUACUUUUUUGAUAUGUCGCUGCCACAGCUAUAUUUGAUGAUACAUUUUCUCACUAAGCUUUUUUAUGGGGGAGGGGGGGUUGUGACUUGAACUUUAUUUUUGUAUAGUUUGAAUGCAGCAUGGAGGAACUAAGGAAAAGCGUGGUUAGAUGGAAGGUUUUGUAGAAGUCUUCUUUUGUGGUAUUGAUGCAAAAGCAAAUGGGAAUGACAAAAGCUGGUGCUCGCUACAAAGUUUAUUUACAUCUCACAAAAACACAGCUUUAUAUACUGUACCUUUUGAGUUGUUUUGACCAAAGCACUGUUGACUGUAGUGGCAGUUUAGUAAAUACAUUGGAGGUCAGAGAAACGUGCAAUGGAAAGGACAAUAACCUUUAGGUACUGUAGAAAGUUUAUGUAACCAAAGAACAAAGCUCAGAUACUACUUGAAAUUGCAUAACUUAAUUUCUAUUUUUUUAAUUGGUUCUUAUCUCAUAGGAAGGACACAUAUUAGUAUUACUAGAAAUGUCUUGGUGGUCAUGGUUUUUAUUUAAAAACUUAUGCUAAGCUUUUGUUAAAGGACUUUUGCUACCAUACUGUUCAUGCAAAACUGUAAGAGUCCCACAAAAUACAUAUUUAGGUAUAACGGUGAUUUGUUCCUUGUUGGUCUGACAUGUCACUAUAGGCAGUCCUCCCACUUACGACAGAAUUGGUUCCUGGUUCGUGUUGUAAGUGGAAGUGCCGUAGGUCGACGCACAUUUUCCCCAUAGGAACAAUGAUAUAAAUUGGGGUUACGUUCAAGACUCUUUGGCCAGAUAAUAUAUCUUUACAAAAAUAACCCGUUAUAUUGUACUCAUGCAAAUAUUUAUUUAAUUCUUUACACUAUAUUACUCAGGCAUCUAUACGGCUUGUUUAAAAGAACAGACUAGGGGCUUUCCAAUGACGUAUUUAUUCAGUGGGCGUAUGCGGUACUCCUAGCCAGAACUACGAUCGUCUGAAGUUAUGUGACAGAGUUCACAGCUUAGGUUUCAUUUUGAGUCCAUUGCUCUUAUCAGACAUUGUUUUUUUUUUUUUUAUUAU
Messenger RNA from Polyodon spathula (Mississippi paddlefish), 2446 nucleotides. Its product is annotated as Krueppel-like factor 5. The transcript is spliced from 4 exons. The record is from RefSeq and is a predicted model, not a curated record. Gene Ontology annotation, biological process: regulation of transcription by RNA polymerase II. Gene Ontology annotation, molecular function: DNA-binding transcription factor activity, RNA polymerase II-specific; RNA polymerase II cis-regulatory region sequence-specific DNA binding. NCBI's taxonomy places the organism in Eukaryota, Metazoa, Chordata, Actinopteri, Acipenseriformes, Polyodontidae. Bases 118 to 1341 code for a protein of 407 amino acids.